Messenger RNA from Tuber melanosporum (Perigord truffle), 2541 nucleotides. RefSeq lists its product as uncharacterized. NCBI's taxonomy places the organism in Eukaryota, Fungi, Ascomycota, Pezizomycetes, Pezizales, Tuberaceae. The coding region runs from base 1 to 2541 and encodes 846 amino acids. The transcript has 3 exons. The record is from RefSeq and is a predicted model, not a curated record.
AUGACCACAGCAACAAAUGGCCGCAACCACAAACCUCGCGAUCGAAAUCCCUACGACUCCGACGACGAUUCGAGCAAUGAAGAUGAUUUCUCACCUCCUCCCCCGGACGUUAACUCCUGCACAACUGUUGAAGAACUUCGUGCGGCUCUCGCUCAUCUAACUGCCCAAGACGCUUGCAUAGACAACAAGCUCCGCACGUUGCUCUUGAAGCAAUCUGAGCUGGAGCACUCUCUCACCCGCCUAGACCUGCUACGAGCACAUCUAGGCACGCAAGUCGUGGCGGCCCGCACACUAUCAAACACAAUGCUCUCCCCCGCGGCAACCACCGCGCAGCGAGUCUCCUCCUCUGUGAAGCGUUUGGAUAUCGAGCAAUCCCGCGUUAGGGCGACGCUGGAGGUCGUUGAACAAGUUUCUGAGCUGAAAGCUUGUGUUCUGGGGGUCACUGGGUCGAUGGGUGCGCCACAGGAUUGGGAAACCGCAGCGAGCUUCCUACAUCGUGCCGGGAAGAUACCACAGGAGAUCAUCCGUGGAGAGUUCGCGGAGGAGAUAGUGCCCACUGCUGAAGUUCCGGAUGUCCCUUCUGUAACAUUGGAGAACGCGGCGGAGUCCCUAUGUGGGCUAUUUCUCCGGGAGUUUGAGCGUGCGGCCGAAGCUGCUGAUGGGGAGAAGGUCACUAGGUUCUUCAAGCUGUUUCCCUUAAUUGGCAGGACGGAUGUUGGGCUUGAGGUGUACGGACGCUAUGUGUGUCAGGGUGUUGCAGCAAGAGCUAGGGAUGCGCUUGCGGCGAAGAGACAGGCUGUAGCUGAUGGGGCUGGUGGGUUGGGUGACUUUUUCUAUGCGAAUGCGGUUACAAGGCUGUUUGAGCAUAUUGCGAAUAUAGUUGAGCAGCAUGGGAAGUUGAUUGAGAGGCAUUAUGGUGAGGGAAGGAUGGGGAAGGUUAUUGAAAGGCUUCAAGUCGAGGCAGAUACCCAAGGGGGGAUUAUCAUUGAUACGUUUACAGAUGAGAGGAGUAUUGGUCGGAAGCUCACGGAUAUCAAAUCAUAUGCCUUCUCAUUUCUGGUUCAGUCCUACAUGCCAUCGACAAGAGGGCCUAUGGGCGGUCCUCCUCGCUCCGGUUCACCAGCUCCCAGCGGCGCGACACACAGGAAUAGUGAGGAUGAAGGUGUUGAUGUUAGGGAGGUGGAUAUGCUGCUAAGUGAGAUUGGGGUGAUGCUUGGCCGAUGGUCAUUAUAUUGUCGUUUUCUCGCACGGAAAUGCUUGGUAGGAGCUAAAACCGAUAUCCUCCCACCCCUCGCAGCCCCCCCUAUAAUAACAAACUCCGCAUUGUAUCGGAAGGUUCAAGGCCGACUCAUAGUUCCCUUCAAUGCCAUGAUGACCUUCUUCUGCCGUCGCUCCGUCGAAAAGGCCUUCCAGCUUGACGAAUCCCCCUCUGACCUCUCGUUAUCACUCACCUCCCCCGCAUCCUCCUCCAACCCACCAUACAUCACCUCUGCCGUCGACGACGUAAUGUACAUAGUAAAUAACCUCCUUCAACGUGCUUUGCAUACCUCCCAACGAGCCCUCGUCAGCAACGCAAUUUCCACUGUUGGCCGAGUCCUAGGCUCAGACUUCGUUGGCAUGAUCCAGCGCAAAAUGCAAGUAGAAUGCUACCCCAAGUCCUCCUCCGGCAUUCCAGGAGCUCCGGUCCCAGACGACAAAAUCCUUGGCUUCCUAGUCCUCCUCAACAACCUUGAUGUAGCAUCAGACUACACCCACCGCCUUAUCGGCACUUUUGCCAACGCCUCAUCAAACAUCCCCGGGGUAGACAACAACCUAAGAGUAGACGCUAGCAACCACACCGUAGCGCCAUUGGAAGAACUCUUCCCCUUCCAGGCCGAUGCAGCAAUCGUCCGUGAUGCCCUGAAAGGAAUGGAAACCGCCUUCGAAGGAAAAGCAGGGGAACUAAUCAACGAUGGAAUAAUGGUCUUCUUCAAUCAAGUUGUCAAACCGAAACUCCGGCCACUCCUAACAGAGGCGUUCCGUGACGUGGAGUACCUCGUCUCACCAGAAGACGAUGAAAACGCAUACCCCCGCUCGAACCCAGACGGCGAGCAAGAGGGAAUAAGCUCUGAAUCCAGAGACGAGCUCGUAAAACUACGCUUUCAAGCAGGCUGGGACACGCUCAUAACACCGUACAAACGAAUCCUUACAGAGAAGAUAUUCAACAGAUUGCUUAAUACUACGGCCAGUUACUUUUCCAAGCUCUUAGAGAAGCGCAUUUGGGGAUAUGCCGGGAGGAUCAGCGAAUUGGGGGCCAUUAGAUUGGAGAGGGAUGUUGCUGGUGUUGUGGGUGUCGUGGUUAGGGGCGGGCUAUAUGGAGUUCGAGAUACAUUUGCUAGGUGUUCGCAGAUUUGCUUUGUGGUCAAUAUGGAGGAGGAUGAGGUUGGGGGUCUGUUCACUGAGAGGGCAGGCAGUGGCGGUGAGGAUGGGGACGGAGUUGAGUGGGUGUUGGAGGUUGAGGAGAGAAGGAGAGCUAGGGGGAUGGUUGCCAGAAAGCGGUAG